AUGAGGACUUUGUCAAUUGAAGAAUUUGCUGGAGCUCGAUCUGAGACAAAACAAAUUCAUAGUAGGUUUAUUUCUAUUGAAUACUUAUCUCUCUCAGAUAAUGAGUUUGAGGGUUUCUUCUCUUUUGAAUUAAUCGCCAACCUCUCAAAGCUCAACAGUUUCAACCUUUCACCAAGAUCUAGUUUACUGCCUGUGAACGGAAAUCUCCUGGCAGCCAAAGUUUCAGUUGAGUGUCAUAGAAUUACAGAAUUGCAAUUUGGAAAUAAUUCCAAGCUUUCUUCAGCACCAGAAGGAUUUGCGUGUAAUCAAUCUCUCCAACAACAACUUCCGAAGAAUAUAGGAAAAGUGCUUCCAAAUCUAGAGCACUUCAAUCUUUCAAAUAAUAUAUUUCAAGCAAAUUUUCCAUCUUCAAAAAAAAACUUCUCUGGCUCUCUACCAAAAGAAUUUCACAUUGUUCGUUAUUCGUUGGGUAUUUUGAGGCUUUCAUACAACCAAUUCCAUGUCCAAAUUUUUCCAAAAGCAACAAAUUUUUGGAAGUUGUAUGUAUUGAUUGCGAAUAACAACCUAUUUAAUGAGAUCAUGGAUGGAUUGCUUCAUUCAGAAAGUAUAUAUGUGCUUGACUUGUCGAAUAAUUAUCUACAAGGUGUCAUUCCAAGUUGGUUCGACAAGAUUCAUUUCACAUAUCUUUCUAUUUCAAAUAAACUUUUGGAAGGCACCCUACCAAGUGCCUUUUUUUAA
Molecule: messenger RNA, 738 nt
Organism: Thlaspi arvense
Lineage: Eukaryota; Viridiplantae; Streptophyta; Magnoliopsida; Brassicales; Brassicaceae
Source: the annotation of a GenBank genome assembly